Molecule: messenger RNA, 1272 nt
Organism: Fomitiporia mediterranea MF3/22
Lineage: Eukaryota; Fungi; Basidiomycota; Agaricomycetes; Hymenochaetales; Hymenochaetaceae
Exons: 5
Coding region: 1-1272 (423 amino acids)
Cellular component (GO): mitochondrion
Molecular function (GO): metal ion binding
Source: RefSeq, a predicted model, not a curated record
AUGCUAGCUGCUAGGGCGACUGUUCGACGGGCUUCAAGGCUCUCGAGGACAUUUGCGAUAGCUGUUGAUGUUGGCGGCAUCAGAGUCGCUGCUGUCGACAAUGGUCAACCAACGUCAGCAGUGACUUUCCUCAUCAAAGCUGGAAGCCGCUAUGAACCUAAGCCUGGCCUCUCGAAUGUUCUCAAAAACUUCGCUUUCAAGGGGACCUCAAAGAGGUCGGCAUUAGGGACAGUUCGAGAGGCAGAGUUAGUUGGUGGUGUACUGUCUUCAAGGUUGACCAGAGAGCACCUCGCAUUGACUGCAGAAUUCCUUCGUGGAGACGAAGCACUUUUCGUCGACGUCCUCUCCUCCGUUCUUUCUUCCUCGAAGUUCUCGCCUUGGGAGCUCUCCGAGUCAGUACUACCAACCGUCGAGGCGGAAACGCAUGCUGCAUCUCAGGAUUCGGCCACGGUAGCACUUGAGCUGGCUCAUGCUGUCGCAUUCCACUCCGGACUCGGCUCAUCCGUUUUUGCUCCGUCCCAUCCUUCGGUAUCCCUCGAGGAUAUCAAGACGUUCGCCGGCCAUGUCUUUGCAAAGAAUAAUCUCGCUAUCCUUGGUACAGGUGUUGACCAGGAGACACUUUCAAAACUCGUCGAGAGGAGCUUGAACGUGUCAUCCAGUGGCUCCCCCGUUUCAUCUGCUUCCUCCCAGUACUUUGGUGGUGAGACGCGUCAAACCCUUCAUGGUGCCCCACAAACAGUGUUUGUCGGAUUCGGAACUGCUGGUGCGGCUUCGCCUGAGCUGGCUGUACUUGCAGCGCGUCUUUCAACCACACCGUCUGUGAAAUGGUCAAAGAGCCUCUCACCUCUUGCUUCCGUCAUUCCUACUGGGACCACGGUGCAACCAGUCCUUCUCCCGUAUUCUGACGCAACACUUUUCGGUCUACUUGCUCAGGGAGAGAGCGCAUCCGCUGUUAAGGACGCUGUAGCAGCAUCUGUCAAGGUCCUCAAAGACAGUGGGUCCGUUAAACCCGAGGAGCUCAAGGCGGCAAUUGCCAAAGCCAAAUUCACGGCUGCCAGCGCCAUCGAGAGCCGCGAUGGUUUCUUCUCCACGUUCGGUCCGAAGUUGCUCUCGGGAUCCGAGGCUUCACUGACCACUUUGUAUUCCUCCCUGGAUGGUGUAACGGCGGCCAACUUUAACAAAGCCACUGCUAACCUCCUGAAAACGACGCCAACAUUUAUCGCCGUUGGCGAUAUAAACGCCCUUCCUUACAAGAACGAUGUUGGUCUUUAA